Hansenula anomala is the source of this 1770-nucleotide messenger RNA. It is a transcript of the gene RKM3, whose product is annotated as protein-lysine N-methyltransferase. Gene Ontology annotation, cellular component: nucleus. Gene Ontology annotation, molecular function: protein-lysine N-methyltransferase activity; protein binding. Gene Ontology annotation, biological process: peptidyl-lysine monomethylation. NCBI's taxonomy places the organism in Eukaryota, Fungi, Ascomycota, Saccharomycetes, Phaffomycetales, Wickerhamomycetaceae. The coding region runs from base 1 to 1770 and encodes 589 amino acids. The transcript has a single exon. The record is from RefSeq and is a predicted model, not a curated record.
AUGUCCAACACGACCUUGGAAAAUGCCAAUAAGGUGGUCUCUUGGAUCAAGUCAAAUCAUGGAUACUGGAAUUCUGACGUUUUAGAGAUCAAAGAAUCCAAAGUUGGUGGGAUCGGUGUCUUUGCUAAAAAGGAUUUAGACCCAACUCUUACUCCAGAAUUACUUUUGAGACUUCCUAAAGAAUCUAUUUUAUCUGCUGAGAAAUCAUCUAUCGCCAACUUGAUAUUAGAAGAAGAAAUAGAAGGUGCACUAGCUUUAAUAAUUGCCUUCAUUUAUGAAAAACACUAUGGUAAUGAUUCCCCAUGGUUUGAAUACAUCAAUACUAUCCAUUAUAAGGAUUCCAAAGGAGAUUUAAUCCUACCACCAAGUUUAUGGACAAAGAAGGAGAAACUAUUAUUCAAAGGUUCAGAAUUAGAAAUAAUGGGUGCUUUAGAUGAUGAGGAAAACAAAUCAGCUUAUGAAAAUGCUUGCACUUUUGCAUUAAAUCAACAUGAAAUUUCAUCAGCAAUCCCCAUCCCAUGGGAAUUAGAUAUUGAAGGUAAAGAUGAUGAUGAAGUCUUGAUAAAAUAUAAAAACUUCAUAGCUAUAUCUCAUGCCAUUGCUUCAAGGGAUUUUGAAAUAGAUGCAUUCCAUCAAGUUGCAUUAGUCCCAGGUGCUGAUUUAUUCAACCAUACUAAUAAACCAACAGUUAGAUUCGAAAGUGUUUUUGAUGUUUGUGGAAUGUGUGGAUCAAGUGCUCCUUGUGAUCAUAUGCAAGAAAGUGAUGAAGAACAAGAUGAUUCUGGAAGUGAAGACGGCGAGAACUCUGGUGAUGAAGAAAUGGUAGAAGAAGAUGAUGAUGAGCAAGGCACAGAUGAACAGGAGGAUGAAAACGAAUCAGAUGAAAAUGAAUCAGAUGAAGAUAAUUACGAUGGGCCUAUCGAUGAAGCUUUCAUUUCAAAAAUUGAAGAGUCUUUACAAAGAGAAAAAGAUGAAGAGGAAGCUGACCAUUCUGAUGAGGAUGAAGAAGGAUCAAACCAACAGAUAAUAUUAGAAGGCGAAGGUGGUGGGAAAAUUCUUCCUGAUGAUUGUUGUGAUAUAGUGCUAACCAAAAAGGUAUCCAAAGGUGAUGAACUCUUCAAUACCUAUGGUGAUUUUAACAACUCUAUUCUUUUAUCAAAAUAUGGGUUUGUCAUCCCAGGAAAUAUAGACGAAGAAGUUGGAUUAGGUAUACAAUUUUUGAAAAUCAAAAAGGCAAAUAAGAAAUUGUAUGCAAAACAUUUUGAAUGGUGGGAAGCUCAAGGUUAUGAAAUGGUUAGAGAAAUGUUUCACAAGAAGAAGAAUGAUUCUCAUCAUGGAUGUGAAGACGAUAACUGUGAUGAUGAUCACUGUGAUGAUGGCUGUCAAGAUGGUUGCUGUGACGGAGAAGGUGAAGAUGAUGUUGAAGAUAUCCCAAACUGGACUUUGGAAGUCACAAUCGGUGCAUCUGGUGAACCACUUCCUUUAACUUAUGCCCUAGUUAAACUCUUGUCACUGAACAAAUUGGAGUUAACCAAAUUCUUGAAAACUCCAGAGAAAGUAAAUCUUCAAUUAUUGACCACUAGUAGCUCAAAAGCUUACAAAAUAUUGAAGGAACUUGUAGAGUUAAGACUUGAUCAAUAUGAAGGUGCUAUCAAAUAUGACAAAUAUUUGAAAUCCAAAAACUCAAGAGAAAGACUUGCUGCCCAACUAGUGAUACACGAGCAAAACAUCUUGAAGAAAUCGUUACAAUACAUAUCUAAAAAAAUAUAG